AUGUCUCAAAGGCAGCCUCAGUCACCUAAUCAGACUUUAAUUUCCAUUACAAAUGACACAGAAACAUCAAGCUCUGUCGUCUCCAACGAUACUACACCUAAAGGAUGGACCGGAGACAACUCUCCAGGAAUAGAAGCACUGUGUGCCAUCUACAUCACUUAUGCUGUGAUCAUUUCAGUGGGCAUCCUCGGAAAUGCUAUCCUCAUCAAAGUCUUUUUCAAGACUAAAUCCAUGCAAACAGUUCCAAAUAUUUUCAUCACCAGCCUGGCUUUCGGAGACCUGUUACUUCUGCUGACUUGUGUGCCUGUGGAUGCAACCCACUACCUGGCAGAAGGGUGGCUGUUUGGAAAGGUCGGUUGUAAAGUGCUUUCCUUCAUCCGGCUCACUUCUGUCGGUGUGUCAGUGUUCACGCUAACAAUUCUCAGCGCUGACAGAUACAGAGCAGUUGUGAAGCCACUUGAACGACAACCCUCCAAUGCCGUUUUGAAGACCUGUGCUAAAGCUGGUGGCAUCUGGAUGAUGUCUAUGAUAUUUGCUCUGCCAGAGGCUAUAUUCUCAAAUGUAUACACUUUCCAAGAUCCUAACAGAAAUAUGACAUUUGAAUCAUGUAACGCCUACCCUAUCUCUGAGAAGCUUCUGCAAGAAAUACAUUCUCUGUUGUGCUUCUUAGUGUUCUAUAUUAUCCCUCUCUCGAUUAUCUCUGUCUAUUAUUCUUUGAUUGCCAGGACGCUUUACAAAAGCACCUUGAACAUACCGACUGAGGAACAAAGCCAUGCCCGAAAGCAGAUUGAAUCCCGGAAGAGAAUUGCUAAAACGGUAUUGGUGCUGGUGGCUCUGUUCGCUCUCUGCUGGUUGCCGAAUCACCUCCUGUAUCUCUACCACUCAUUCACUUUUGAAAGCUACGCAGAUCCCUCUGAUGUCCCUUUCGUUAUUAUCAUUUUCUCUCGGGUUCUGGCUUUCAGUAAUUCCUGCGUGAACCCCUUUGCUCUCUAUUGGCUGAGCAAGACCUUCCAGCAGCAGUUUAAAGCUCAGCUCUGCUGCUUCAAGGCAGAGCAGCCCGAGCCUCCUCUUGGUGACAUCCCCCUUAACAACCUCACUGUGAUGGGGCGGGUCCCAGCUACUAGGAGUGCACACAUCUCUGAAAUUAGUGUGACCAUGUUCAGUGGCAGUGGUGCCAAUAAGGGAGAGGACACAGUUUAG
Molecule: messenger RNA, 1200 nt
Organism: Apodemus sylvaticus (European woodmouse)
Lineage: Eukaryota; Metazoa; Chordata; Mammalia; Rodentia; Muridae
Gene: Brs3
Product: bombesin receptor subtype 3
Exons: 3
Coding region: 1-1200 (399 amino acids)
Biological process (GO): bombesin receptor signaling pathway
Cellular component (GO): membrane
Molecular function (GO): bombesin receptor activity
Source: RefSeq, a predicted model, not a curated record